This is a messenger RNA of Candoia aspera, 1568 nucleotides long. RefSeq names its product chromosome 11 C19orf12 homolog (gene C11H19orf12). The transcript is spliced from 2 exons. The record is from RefSeq and is a predicted model, not a curated record. The coding region runs from base 128 to 553 and encodes 141 amino acids. Lineage: Eukaryota; Metazoa; Chordata; Lepidosauria; Squamata; Candoiidae.
GUGUCUGGAUUACAGCGCACGAAAAAGAUAAAAGUGUAGCAAACAGCUCUAAGCUCUAUGUGUGGGAGAAAAAAAGAGAACUGGAUUAAGGUUCUUUUACAACUGUUUCAGGUCCAAAGAAGUAACAAUGCCUAUUAGCAUGAACGAUGUGAUGCAGCUCCUCUGCCAUCUUUCUGAAGAGCGAAAAAUGAAGGCUGCCUUCAAGCACUCCGGACGAGGGGCACUGGUGGUGGGAACAACUGCUUUCUUUGGAGGUUUGAUGGCAGGCCCACCUGGCAUUGCUGUUGGAGGUGCCAUUGGUGGUUUGCUUGGGGCCUGGAUGACCGCUGGACAGUUCAAGCCCAUUCCUCAGAUUAUCCUGGAACUGCCUCCUGUGGAGCAGCAGCGGCUUUACGAAAAUGCCUGUGCCAUUAUUCAGAAUCUGGACUGGACUGACACAGCCCAGCUCAUGGCCUUGGUCAUGGCCAAUGGCGCCAUUCAAGAGAAAUUGCUUGGAAUGCUGACGAACUAUAUCACUAAUGAGCUCAGAGCUGAAAUUAAGUAUGGAGACUAGACUCAGAUGUGUAUUUAAGGGUGCUGAGUGCACUUGGCGCCCUCCUGGUACCUUGGUCUGGCGUUUUAGAUUCCUUAAGAUAAUGGUUUUUACAGGAAUAACAAGAUGGCAGCCAUCCAUUUCUACCAUGACCAGAAAUAAUCUUUUUGGGAAAAUGUACAAGGCAGGCUUUGGCUUCCCCAUUCUCUAAUUCAUCUCUACUUCGGUAGCCAAGGGCAGAUCAGUGUGAGCCUCAAUGUGUAUUUAUUUUAAAACUAUUUAUGCCACCAAAACAACCCACUGUGGUACUUGGAGCACCUUGCUCAGUGAAUGUUUCUGAUCUAUCUGACCACCUAAGCAGCAGCAUCUGUAACAAAUCCCAGUGAUGCCAUCAAAGAAGUGCUACCAUUACAUCAUGGUGCAAGGAUCUAAGUCAUGGCAUGGUGCAAGGAUCUAAGUCAUGGCAUUUGCACCAUGAUGACAUCACCAUUUCCUCCCCUCCUAGCUGAUAUGCAUCAUUCUAACUGAAUAAUGGUACACUGAACAGAUGUUGUCCAAUACAAACACUCAGCCUUUUCUGGCCAGUUAGAAGUAUUGAAUUUAUGACCAAAUGUCCUACCCAAAUAUGUUUUUCAGGUCACUGAACUAUAACUCUGAUCAUUGUUGGCUAGCUCAGCUGAUUGGCUGGAGAGAGAGAGAAGUUGGUAGGUAGUUAGCCCCUGAUAGAUACCAAGUUGGAGAAACCUACUGUAAAUAAUUGCACGGUGUUCGAACUACAUGAUGUCCUCUUGCCCACAUUAGAAUGAUCAACAUCAAAUUACUUGGAAUUUGCCAGAUGGGGUCAACUUCCAUAGCUCUGCUGUCAUGGGAUGUGUUUCUUCUUACCUUUCUGCCUUAAUUUUGAGAGGGUGGAGGAGUGAAAUCUUGAAAUCACAAGUUGCCAUCUUUAAAAUGCGAAGCAAAAAAUGUAGCAGAUGUUUCAUCUUAGGUAUUUCUCCUGAAGAACAAUGCAAAUAAAGCUGAAUUUUAAUGUGAA